AUGGACCUCCACCGCCCCUUCAAGAUGGACAGCCCCUCCUACCUGCCAGCUCCUCUGGCUUCCCCCGCCCUAAUGGUCCUCGCCUCUACCGCUGAGGCCGGCCGAGAUGCCUCCGUCCCCUGCCAGACGCCCAGACCCUUCGGUGUCCCUGGCUCCAUGGAGAAAGACCUCCACCUUCCAUUCCCCUCCGCCUCCUACACUUUCACCUCCAUGUAUCAGCGCCAGGGCCCCAUGUCAGGCACCUUCCCCACCCGAGACUUCCCAGCCUCCCUGCUCCACCUGCACCCCCAGUUUACCGCACCAAAUCUGGACUGCUCCACCCUGGGCAUGCUCAACCACAGCGGAGUGGGUGCCUUCCGACCUUUCUCCUCGCCACAAGAGGAGAGGGAGACAGUUGGUUACCACUCGGCUUUCACCCCUGCGAAGAGGCUGAAAAGCUGCUUCUCGGAGGUGGAGGGGAAGGAGUUUGACUUUGGCUCCCCGGGAGGCUCCCUCAAAACUGGGGAGGACUCAGGGAGGAAGCUGUUCUCCAUGUCCGGUCUGCUGUCUGACGGGGAAGCUUCAUCGAGCCCAGAGGAGCGCAAAGAGAAAUGUAAAUGAGGAGCAUCAGGUCUCUAUGAUGCCCAGGCCCCAGUGUGUCCAGUCUGCCAGGCUGUUUUACGACCAGGAGAGCUGCAGGAACACAUGGAGCAGGAAUUAACCAAACUUGCCCAGCUACAAAUCAGGUGACAAUUAAUGUUGACAGAUUCUGUAGCUGUAGGCACCCCCCAGUCUCUUUCACUCUCUCUGCAUAUUAAAUGUGAAAGAGGUUCUCCCACCUCACCUCCUCGACUGGCUGAGGACACCCACUCUGAUCGAUAUCAGACGUUUCUCCGUGUGCGAGCCAACAGACACACAAGACUAAAUGUCAGGAUUGGCAAGCUGAAGAGAAGGAAACCAGAGGAGGGCUCUGCUGACUUGGUGCCAUUGGAGGAUGAGUGGAAUGAGAGGAGAAGGAUACAGAUGACGUCUAUAGUCGGAGGGUUUAAAGGUGCAAUGCUUGUGAGCACAACAUCUAAGGAGUGUCGGGACAGCGAUGCAGACCUAGACGUGGAUGGAGAUGAUACUCUGGAGUACGGCAGAGCACAAUACACAGAGACAGAUGUGAUCCCCUGCUCAGCAGAAAACUCCAAGGAGACAACAGUGAACACCAUUGGCAGCAGCAGCAGUACGUUGCCGGACUCCAGAGUCAACCUAGAAUUUUCCAAAUGGUCAAAUGAAGGGAGUCCAUCAACCAGUACUGGAGAGAAACUGGACGGCAGUGUAGCUGGUCUCCUCAAAACCUGCAAAAACACAGAGAUAGAGACGCUCUCAGAGGUGUCCACGCUGACAACUCUGGAUGCACUUAAAGCUCGGAUACGGGAUUUGGAGAAACAGUUGUCUAAAGGAGACAGAUUUAAAUGCCUCAUCUGCAUGGACACGUACACAACCCCUCUUACCUCCAUCCAGUGCUGGCAUGUUCACUGUGAAGAGUGCUGGCUUCGGACGCUGGGAGCAAAAAAGUUGUGUCCUCAAUGCAACACCAUCACCUCACCUGGAGAUCUGAGGCGAGUCUACCUGUGAUGCUGCCACUCAUGAGAGAUCAGGGGAAGGUCUUUUUCUGUUUUAGCCAAUCAGGGAUGGACUUGUGGGCAGCUGGCCUGUCAUAGACUCCCACCCCUCCUCCUCCUUCUUCUUCUCCUUACACCUUCCUGGUCCCACAUGUUCCUCAGUGUGCUCCUAACAUCCACUAACCCCCCGACAAUUUGAAAAGCAGCAAGUGUGACCUUUGACCUUCCUUGUACAAUAUCCAUGCUCCUGCUGCAACAUCAACCAGAUUGGAGGAAACAUC
Molecule: messenger RNA, 1870 nt
Organism: Scomber scombrus (Atlantic mackerel)
Lineage: Eukaryota; Metazoa; Chordata; Actinopteri; Scombriformes; Scombridae
Gene: rnf220b
Product: ring finger protein 220b
Exons: 15
Biological process (GO): protein ubiquitination
Molecular function (GO): metal ion binding; ubiquitin protein ligase activity
Source: RefSeq, a predicted model, not a curated record